Messenger RNA from Diaporthe batatas, 1110 nucleotides. RefSeq lists its product as uncharacterized. Gene Ontology annotation, molecular function: asparaginase activity. Bases 1 to 1110 code for a protein of 369 amino acids. The record is from RefSeq and is a predicted model, not a curated record. Lineage: Eukaryota; Fungi; Ascomycota; Sordariomycetes; Diaporthales; Diaporthaceae. The transcript has a single exon.
AUGCAGGCCCGCACCCUUUUCGUGGCCGCAUGCCAACUCGCUGUGAGCAUCGCAGCCCCGAUGCCACUCACUGGCUCUCCUUUCCCAGCACAUCAGCUUUCUCCCCGGGAGACGACGCACUUCAACGCCAGUCUGCCAAACAUCACGAUCUUCGCCACCGGUGGUACCAUUGCUGGCUCCGCCGCGUCGAACGCGCAGACAACUGGCUACCAGGCCGGCGCUCUGGGCGUCGACAUCCUCAUCGACGCCGUCCCGGAGCUCUGGAACGUGUCCAAUGUGAAGGGCGUUCAGGUCGCCAAUGUCCCCUCUGGGAGCAUAACACCGGAGAUCCUGCUCAACCUGACUCGGUUGGUGCAGGAGGCUCUCGACGACCCGUACUGCCAGGGGGCCGUGGUCACACACGGCACGGACACGCUCGAGGAGACUGCUUUCUUCCUGGACAUGACCGUCGAGUCUGAGAAGCCCAUCGUGGUGGUCGGGGCCAUGCGUCCCGCGACAGCCAUCAGCGCCGACGGGCCCAUCAACCUCCUCGAGGCCGUUACUCUGGCCGGAAGCGAGGCCGCCAAGAACCGCGGGGCCAUGAUCGUUCUCAACGACCGCAUCGGCUCCGCCUUCUACACGACCAAGACACACUCCAACUCCCUCGACACGUUCAAGGCCGUCGAGCAGGGCUACCUCGGCUUCUUCCUCGACAUCAAGCCCGUCUUCUACUACCCGCCCGCCCUGCCGCUGGGCCGCACCUACUUCAACGUCACCGGGACCACGGAGCUGCCCGAGGUCGACAUCCUCUACGGCCACCAGGCCCUGCAGCCCGCCCUCGCGACCGCCGCCGUCGAGGCCGGCGCCAAGGGCCUCGUGCUGGCUGGCAUGGGUGCUGGUGGGUGGACGGACCCCGGCCAGGCCGUGCUUAAGACGCUGGCGGAGGAGCAUGGCACGCAGAUUGUUGUUUCGAGCCGGACCAAGGGCGGGUUUGUCGAGGCGAGCGACGAGCUGAACACGUACGGUGGCUGGGACUUGAACCCUGAGAAGGCGCGCAUUAUGCUCCAGCUCGCGCUGAAUGCUGAGUAUUCCUCUGAGCAGCUGGCGAGCCUGUUCACUUAUGCUCCAUGA